AUGAACACAGGUCUGUCAAAGGAUUCUUCAGCACUCAAUUGCAAGGAUCUCAAAACAAAGGUGCCUUCUGCCACGUCAGGCGUCUACUGGAUUGACCCCGAUGCUGGUUCCCAUAGCAACGCUUUCCAAGCCUAUUGCGACCAACAAACGGAAGGAGGAGGUUGGACUUUGGCCUGGAGUUAUACCUUCACAGCUUAUUCAGGCUUUACGUCUAAUGCAAACGCUGUCACUCCACGGCCUACAUGGAGAGCCAAUGCUAACACAAGAGUGUCCACCACAGUUCCACUGAGCGAAACGCAUUAUGAAGCCAUGAACUUUGCCUUGUGGCGAACCAUUGGAAGAGAAUUCCUCAUCAAGAGUAACAUCAACAACUGGAUUGCUUGCAAGGAAGGCUCUGGAAGCCUCGUGAAGCAGAAAUCGGGGUCCCUCAGCUGUAAACUGGUCAAACAAGUUUCAAAGCAGUGUGCCGGUGUAGUGCCAAAGUCCAUCACGAUGCACAGUCCGGGUCCUUAUCUUUCCAGCAGUAGCCUCUACUACUUUUUCGACGGUAGUACGAGUGGAGGUGUGCCCACGCACGAUCCAUGUGGCAGAAAUCAAGCGAAUCAAGUAAAUGGUGUGGUUAAUCCACAUGGCAAUAUUUUUGUACGCUGAAAAAUUUCUCAAACGCAUGCUGAAUAUUGGGAAGGAACCAAGAUAAAGUCAUCAAAUGCUAACAAGGUCUCUAGGGGACUGUAAACAAAAUUAGUAGCAAAACGUUAAACUUAACAUACAACUGAAAACUACACUACUGUUGUGUGGCAACAGAAAGCAGCGGGACAUUGUAAAUGAAUAUCCAGUAAAUGUGGGUUCCUUAUAUUGCAAAAGUUUCUCAUUUAUUGUUCAGCAUUAAAUAAAGUUUAGUUAACUAUCGUCACCCAGUUAAAUCAUCUACUAUUCCCACCGUCAAAGAGUAAAACAAAGUUAAAUUAUUUCCCUGGACCGAAUUUUUCUCGUUUUACGUUUUUUGCGUUAGUUUAGUGAGAGCGACAACACGAAACACGCUGAAUAGACUCAACUCUUUCAUAAGAGACACCUAUUUAAGACGGACACCUGGUUUUCGUCCCUGCCGUUUUCAAGUCAUUUUACUGUAACUAUACCCCUCACUAAAAAAAAGAAGGAGACGGACACCUCUCUAAGACGAACACAAGUCACUUCUAAAACCGUCAAAGGACACUUGAGAAGUAGUUUAUGCCGUGAAAAAUUCCGUACGUCCAUGCGGAAAAGUAGGUGCUCAACAUGACAUUAAACUACAAUAAUGGGGAAGCAAUUUACAUAACCAAACUGACCAAACUCUGUACGGGACUCCUGCUUGUAUAUUAAAACUAUUCUUGUCCUUUCUAAACGUCACUUGGAGAGAAAAGAAAAACACUGUCCUGUUAACCUGUAAAAACGUUAUCUUCUCGUUUUCGCUGAACUUUAGAGUUUAGCCUUUCAAGAGGAGAACUUCAAUGUUUCCACCAAAAACAAACCAUUACUGACUUACAAUACCAUGCAAUACAGUAACUGUAUUACAGUUUAUUUUGUACUCAAAAUAUAUAUAUAGUAUAUCAUUUUAAGGGCCAAUAUAUUUUUCGCCUAAAAUUGAAACAUCAAUUAGCAACAAAAGAAUGAAUUCGGUUCAAUCAUUUCUUAAAAUGACUCCAGUGUGGUUACACGCGCAUUGAACUAUGACGAAACAAAUUGAAACCGUUACCUAGGGGGUCAUACGGUUUACGGUUCCUAUACACGAAAACUUCCGGAGAACUUGGCAAUAAUAUGGAAUUAUUCGAUUUUCACUUGCGAAAUUGGCGCUUAAGUCAUGAGCUAGAGAGACUCUAGAAGGAAAUCGCGCAUAGUGAAACAUUUUUUCGAAUAUUUCUCGCUGAAAUUUCUGGUAUCAUCUUUUAUUGAUAUAAUUGGUAAGUCAAAUUUUUAGAGAAAUCUUUAGAGCAGAAUUCCGUAAUUAGAGCUGUUCGAUGAUUUCGACAACGAAUUGCUCUGAGGCAGAACAAAGCGUCACUUCACUGAAUUUUUGGCACAAGUAUUUUCAAGACAAGCUAUAUUCUGAAAACCAAGCCGAUCGGCAAUCGUGCUAUUCUUUAAAAAGUCACUCCAUAAAUUAUUCCAACCUCGCUGUGAAGAUAAUUUGAUUUAUUCUUCAAUAUUUUUUAAAUAUCUUUCAGCACUUUUGGCUCAAACUCCUGCUAUAUGGAGCCUUUUGUGUAAAUAGAAAAUAUUUCACAAAGAAAAAAUCCAUAAACCGAUGUAAGCUUAUUAUUUCUAUCCACCUAUCGGCCUGACAUUCCUUUAAUGUUCUGCAACUAGGGAGAAAAAUCGCCAACCCAGUUCCUUUUGCCUGAGUGGGGACUAGGGUAGGGAAUAUUGAUUAAUCACAGAGGUUAAAAAUAAAAUGCCGCAAGUAAAAAAUCUUGUUACCGUAAUGUGGCAUAUUUUAUACAACUAUUGUCUGACCUCGUAUAAACCCACGCUGCUCAUAUCGGUUUAAUCGUAAGGCAAAUUUAUUUCAAUAUUCAGUGGACAAACACUGUACGAUGUUUCGUUUUACGUUGGGUAUUUUUAUCGCCAGCCUCUGUUUUUCCGCAACAAGGUAACAAUUUUUCGUAUUUCUAUUUGUUUAUGCUAAACAUAUAAUGAGUAUAAAUGUAAAACCUCUCAAUUUUAUGGUGAGAGGUUGCCUUUUAUUUGCUUUCCGCGGCAUUUAGCGUGUUGCCACUACUUAUUUCCGUUAAACAAAUUUGAGAAAAUUUAUAGUUUUGUUGUUGUUUCGUUUCACACGCCGCUUAAACCCUUUUCUUUGUCACUUUACUGUAAAAUUACUAAAUACUGUACACCCAACUUUAAAUAGGAAAAAAUUUUACAUGAACAACGAGGCUCAAAUUUCCACCGCAAAAAUCGAGAGCAUUGUAAGUACUUCGGGAUGCAGGUGUAAUAAUAUUAUUAAUUGACAAGCAAAAUACAUCAGUUUAUGGUUCAACGCACUGCAGGUUUUUAUUGAGUGAAAACAACGAUGAAACAGAUCAUAAAAUUAUACUUACAAGUCUGUAUGUAUCUGCGGUAAAAUAUUUCAAAUUUAUGUUUCUAGAAUUUUCAAAAGCAAAGUUAAAAUAUCUCUAUUCCCCACCCGAUGCUAAAAAAGAACGAAAGAACAAUUCAUGUUCAGUUUGUGCAAAAAAUCUUUAAAACCGGAUCAACCUCUUUUAAAAUCGACUCGUUCUUAUAUUUAUUUUUUUAAAUUUGAUUAUCGCUGGUUGAUCGAAAUAGAUGAGUUUUGAACUUCCGUGGAAAAACUAUGAUCAUUCUUCUUCCUUCGAAAACUUUUGCUAAAAACUUGCAAAGUGCAAACCGAUUUCUCGAGCCUCAAGUAUUCCUUUUUGUUGUAGAGGACAACAAAAGUUUUCAGGCUUAGUCACAUAUCUACAGCGUUCGUUUUGUAGGAUAUUAAGUUUCCAACCAAAUGUUUGAUUCCGUACAAAUUCUUGCAAACAAUGAAUAUGCGCGAUCAGCUAGGAGAAAGCUAAUCACAUGUAAUCUAUGUAACUUCUUAAACUUGAUUUGCACGCAGGGCCCUGGAUAAGAAAAUUCGAUACAAAGUUCUUGAGAUGGACCCAAAAGGAAAUCUUUACCUUCACAAGUCUGCGUUUCUCUGCAAACAUGAAAUUGUUAAACAACUUGUAAAUGACAAAUACCAGCUGGUAGAAUCGAACCUGAUAGGUGAGUCGCGGUGGUUUGCUUUAAUUAAUGUGCCGUGAUGUAACGACUCAAGAUUCUUAUUCAAUUACAUCUGUCAUACAUCUGUCACUCCCACGAUAUAAGAAAAGCUUGUAAAUUCGUGAAUUAGACGAAUGAGAUACCUUCCUUGAACUGCUAAGAAUGUUAAAAAGGCGAGAAACACUGACAGUGCCACCCAAAAUGUUUUCCUUAGUUUUCUUUGCUCAUGGAGAUACGACGUAAAUUCAAUUCGUAAGCGGAAAGUUAUUUUGUCCAUUGACUCUUUUUUUUCAGCGGUAACUGUUGCUACUGGUAGUCCUUUCAGAAAAAAAUCAUAUUUUCAAAUGGUCGUUUUCGUUAUAAACGCAGGUCUGUCCAUGGAUUCUCCAGCACAGAAUUGUAAGGACCUUCAAAUGAAAGUGCCUUCUGCCACGUCAGGGGUUUACUGGAUUGACCCCGAUGGUGGUUCCCAUGGCAACGCUUUUCAGGCCUAUUGCGACCAACAGACGGACGAAGGAGGCUGGACUUUGGUCUGGAGUUACACCUUCACAGCCUAUUCAAGCUUCACGUCCGAUGCAAACGCUGUCACUCCACGACCUGAAUGGACAGUCCGCAAUUCUAACACAAGAGUGUCCACCACAGUUCCCCUGAGCGAGACGCAUUAUGAAGCCAUGAGCUUUGCUUUGUGGCGAACCAUUGGAAAAGAAUUCCUUAUCAAGAGUAACAUCAACAACUGGGUCGCUUGCAAGGAAGGUUCGGGAAGCCUCGUGAUGCAGAAAGCGGGGUCCCUCAGCUGCAAACUGGUCAAACAAGUUUCAAAGCAGUGCGCAGGUGUUGUGCCAAAGUCCAUCGCCAGGAACACAUAUGGUCCGUAUCUCUCCAGCAGUAGCCUCUACUAUUAUUUCGACGGUAGUACGGGUGCAAAUGCACCCACACAUGAUCCAUGUGGCAGAAAUCAAGGGAAUCAAGUAAAAGGCGUGGUCAAUCCACAUGGCAAUAUUUUUGUAAGGUGA
Molecule: messenger RNA, 4760 nt
Organism: Porites evermanni
Lineage: Eukaryota; Metazoa; Cnidaria; Anthozoa; Scleractinia; Poritidae
Source: the annotation of a GenBank genome assembly